This is a messenger RNA of Daktulosphaira vitifoliae (grape phylloxera), 5210 nucleotides long. RefSeq lists its product as uncharacterized. Gene Ontology annotation, biological process: regulation of transcription by RNA polymerase II. Gene Ontology annotation, molecular function: RNA polymerase II cis-regulatory region sequence-specific DNA binding; DNA-binding transcription factor activity, RNA polymerase II-specific. The transcript is spliced from 10 exons. The record is from RefSeq and is a predicted model, not a curated record. The coding region runs from base 974 to 3904 and encodes 976 amino acids. Lineage: Eukaryota; Metazoa; Arthropoda; Insecta; Hemiptera; Phylloxeridae.
UAGCAUUUCAAAUUUAUCAUGUACAUAUGUAAAUUUAAUGUAAAAAGUAAUAAAAAAAAAAUACGUGGUUGAAAUGUAAUAUUUUGUAUGAGCUCAUGAGAGCGAUUUCUACGAAAGACGAUGUGAAACGGAACGAUGGAAAAAAAAUUGGGCGGUCGGCGAAAAGAAAAAAAGGGCGAAAAAAUGAAGGGAAUUAAGAAGAAUGCGUAAAAAGAAUGAGGUGAAGGCGGAGGGAAAAGGCCGAAAGCACCGAGGGUAGCUGCGGCGGUGGGGCCGAGAGUACGGUGGCGGUGUGUUGGACGCCGGCGCAGAAAAAGGGACGUAAGGAAAACGUCUGGCGCGCGCGGCGGUACGGUUUCCUAAGAGGGAAAACCCGACCCCUUUGCUUACGUGCACUAGAGAAGGACGGCAAGCUGCCGACCGCACACGCUACAGACGAGGACGGCGAUAUGACCGCGACUCCAAGACAUCUUGGCCGCAUAUCUCCUCAGUCGCGCCGCGACGCCGACACAAGACGCCGCCACCGCCGCCGCAGCGAGUGCUUUCCGCCGCUGUGCGUACAACCAAAGCACAACGACGACGUUUUUCCGGCACGUCGUCGUCUUGAGACGUCGUUCAGUCUCAAGACUACUUCGGCAUCGCGAACACCUAAGGUGCCCGACUUAGACAUUACACCGGACUUGUACUUAAUUUUAUUCCAUGUUAUUAUUAUUAAACCGGACCGAAUUUCAAAAUUCAAGAAAAUUUAGUCGCGUCCACCGCCGAUUGUUUAUUGCCACGUGCGUCGCAGUGUGUUAACGGAUAUUUUUGCCAAACGCGAAUUUUACCAAGAUAUUAAUUUUCAAACAAUUUUCACAAAAUACAUUCAAGUUUAAUUUUUCGCCAAAUUUUCAAUUACGCAGCCAAGACGAUCUCUUCGGCUCCGCUUGAUCUUCGCGCCUCGCCCGGCCACGAACUGCUGGGCGACGACACCAUGUCGGCGGACAUACAGCAACAGCAGCAGUCAGUGCUGUUGCAGCGGCCAGUUUUCAAAAUGAACCCGGCCGCCGAUUUUUGGCAGCAACAACGGCAACAAUAUCAGCAACAACAGCAUCAGCAACAACAGCAGCAGCAGCAACAACAACAACAGCAAGUGGUGUCUUCGCCGUCACCUCAACCGACUCAACAACCAACGGCACAACAGCAAUCCACAGCAUCCCAAAACGGUAUUCAAGUAAACCACGAAAUUACUUCUGUCGAUUCGGAACAACAAGUGUCGUCCGCCACUGUGGCGGCUAUUGGCGCUCAAACUAACGUCACUGCCGAUGAAGCGAUUGCUAUGGUGGCACAGCAAGUGCAACGACAGCAGCAACAACUUCAAGAUCAGAUAAAUGUAGAAAUGACCGACGAAUCGGACGUUCAAUCGUCCACAGCCGCUGCUACUGCGGCUGCAAUGGCCGCAGCCGUCAGGUCGGCCGUGGAUUCAACCGGUGCGGCCGCUUUGGGUGGACAGUCUGUUGGUGGUGACGCUCAAUCCGUUGCUGCCGCAGCCGCAGCGGCUGCUGCAGCUUUGGGACAAAACAACCAACUUGUUCUGAGCGACCCAAAAAUGAUGACCGAAAAAUUAGUCAGUGAAUUACAGAACCGAUCGAUAUCAGACCGCACUCUUGAGGAAUGUUGGUCCACACUUCAGCGAGUCAGCUGGAACGUCUUUCGUUCAAUAUUCAUGCAAAAGUCGGCGGCUAUGCAAAUGCAAGCCCGAGAGUUCGGCAGAUCCGGCAGCAUUGGUGGCAGUUCCUUAAGCGGCAGUGGACUUGAAGUGAGUAAACCGCAUCAGUGCCAGCAAUGUCUGAAAUCGUUCAGUUCCAAUCAUCAGCUGGUCCAGCAUAUCCGUGUGCACACCGGCGAAAAGCCUUACAAGUGUUCCUAUUGCGAGCGCCGGUUUAAGCAGCUUAGCCACGUUCAACAACACACCCGAUUACACACAGGAGAGCGGCCUUACAGAUGCCAUUUAGCUGAAUGCGGUCGAGCUUUCAUACAACUAUCUAAUCUGCAGCAACACCUCCGGAACCACGACGCCCAAGUAGAACGGGCCAAGAACAGGCCGUUCCACUGCACCAUCUGCGGCAAGGGUUUCGCCACGGAGUCCAGUCUGCGCACCCACACGGCUAAGGAACAUUUUUUUUAUUUUCAGGAAGCUGAACUCCGCAUGGAUGUUCUUCAGCAACACGCCGCGAUAAUGGGUGGUGCUAGCACUACUUCUUGUCCGCUCUGCCAUAAACUCUUCUUGGGCAGUGAAUCCUUAGUUGAACAUAUGAAAGUUCACCACAAUGAACCUGCCGCCGUUUCACAGACUGUCGUUCCCUGCGAAUGGAAAAUGCAAGAAAAGAAGUUUGGACACUUAGGUUACUCUGAUAUUGGAACAGGACCAUAUAUGGCUAAACGUCGUACAGCUAACCAUCCCUGUCCCGUCUGCGGUAAACAUUACGUCAAUGAGGGAAGCUUACGUAAACAUUUAGCUUGUCAUCCGGAGACCGCUCAGUUCGCUCAACUCAGAAUGUGGCCAUGUUCUGUAUGUCAAGCUGUGUUCACUCACGAAUCAGGUCUUUUAACUCAUAUGGAACACAUGCGCAUGGAUCCAAAACAUCAGUUUGCCGCGCAAUAUGUUUUGAGUAGAGCUGCCGCAGAGCGCCGAGAUCGUGAAAACUUCUUAGCCGCUGUAACGGCAACCAACAGUAUGGGAGGACCAGCUUCACCACAUUCCGUGCAUUCGGAUUCGUCAUCGUCCAACAACGGCGAUGUGGAUGGACCUGUUGGAGGCGAUUCUGGUUCAGUUAGUGGUACGGGUAUGGGUGCCGGCGCUUUGGGUAGCCUAUCUACAUCCGGCAGUGGUGGCCGAUUGUCUGCGUCCCCCGCUGAUAAUCAACUUUCCUUAGUAUUACACCACAACAAUAACAAUAGCACUACGAACAACAAUAAUAAUAACAAUCCUACAGCAAUUAAGUUAGCUGAAUUAAUGGCUGCCCGAACUGGCGGUAUGAUGGGCAACGGAGGACAUCAAUACAUGAAUCAACAGCAUCAAUACAAUGCCAAUGAUUUACAGCGAGCAGCCGCAUUGUUCAUGAGCCAACAGCAAGCACAUGCUGCGGCAUCUCAAGUAGCACAGCAAAAUCCUCCAUCCCCCUUACAAUCACCUCGAUCAGUUCCUCCAACGCCUGCAUCCGUUGUUCAAGCAGCGGCAGCUAACUUGGCUGCUGCUGCCAUGCGCAUUACCCAAUCGAAUGCUAUCCAUCAGAACCCAUUGGUAACCACUUCUAGUAGUGGAUCUUCCACCAACUCUUCGGUGAAUUCUAUGCAGUCAGCUGUUCAAAUGGCCAUGAAUGCUGCCGUUCGGGCUUCCAUGUCAUCAAUGGUUGAUGGAUUAAGUGGACAUCAACCUACUUCUCACCAAUCGAUGUUACAUCACCAACAGUCAAACCAUGAUCAAUCAUCACCCACGUUACGCAUGCAGGAAGCAAUUUUGAGGUCACAGGCUGAGGCCGCUCUUCGAUUGGCUGUUAGCCAAGCCGUUGCUGCGUCUUCCGGUCAACAACAACAACAACAGCAACAAGUUAACCAACAACAACAGCAACAACAACAUCAGAUUCAACAACAACAACAAGUUAACGAUUUAAGCAGACAAUCAUCAACAAAUGGCCAACAAAAUACCACUAAUCAGUCACAAAAUGCUAUUAACUACAAUGUCAUGGCUGCACAAGGGCAACUGAUGAACGGUCAAUACCAUCAAGGCCAAGUAUCUCCUGACCUUUCCGAAGCUCUUCGACUUCAAGAACAGAGAUUAGAGCAGGCUCUUCGGUUACAUGGUGAUCCCAGGGCUUUAGGAUUUGCUUUUAGCAACGCCCAACAAGGUCAUUUAAAUCCAUGAGGAUUCAGUUACUAUUAAAUUUUCAGGUACUAAAAAUAACAUAGAGUUUAAAAAUGAUUGUCAAAAACAAUGAAAUUGAUAUUUAUAUUAUACACAUUUUUUAUUUUUUACAAAAUGCUCUACCAAUCUCAAUAAGAGCUUUAUUUGGUAAAAUCUACUACAGCUUAUGUUAUGUGUAAAUAAUUUGUAUAUUUUAUUACGAUACAUAUUGUGAAUAUAAAUCUAAUACCAACAUGUUAGGACACAAAACAAAAUAAACCAUGCAUAAUAAUAUUUUUUGAACAACUAGUAUACAUUUUUUUGUACAGUAAGUUAUCUUAUACUAAUUAAUUUUGUGUUAUAUUUUCACGAGAUUUGUACAAAAUAGUAUGGUUUUAUUUUAUAAAUCCUAUUAUAUAGAUAUAAUAAUAAUAUUAUAAAACAUAAGAAGAACGCUUUGCGCAAUACGUCUGACAUUAAUUGUUAUAAUUAAAUUACUAAUUGUCUUAACUAGCAUUUCUUUUAGAAUAAACUCUUUUAUUUUAAAUUUGAACCGAUAAUAUCUACAAAGCAUGUUUUUAAUUAAAUGUUCGUUAUUUUUUUCUUGUUAAAGGGGUUUUGCAAUUUAUAUUUAUUUUGUUUAAUUUAUUUUUUUUAAAUAAUCAGUUUCAAUUUCAUUUGAAAUUAACAAUUAAUUUUACAUGCCACAAGUUUUAACUAAAUUUUUCCACUGAAGAUUUAAUGACAUAACUGAUAAACAAAACUAUACAUUACUACAAAAUGUAACAAUAUUACUUCAUUUGUAAAUAAACAUAACAAUCUUUCACUGAUUCCCGAUUGCUAACAUGGAUAGUCAACACGACAGAAAACAUAUUUUGUACAUAUAACUUCAUAUAAUUCACAGUAAUCAACCUUUCGUUAAAAAAAAAUUAUUUGUAAAUACAACUAAAUAAGCUCAUAAUUUUUUCUGUAAUGAUAAAUAUUAACAGACUUUUGUACAUACAUAAUAAUACAUUUAACCUAAAGUAAUUAUUAGUCUGUUGUUGAAAUCUAUAUAAAACAAUAGUUUAUUUCAAUAUCAAAUUUAUUUAUUACUACACAUAAUGUUUUAAUAAUAUAUUUAUCAUUUCUAGUCUAAGGCUAGUUAAUGCUAAUAAUAUGUAUGUGACUGUCGUGUUUUCUCCAUUAGUUUGAAUGAUUCUAUUAUUUUUGAUCAUUUAAUUGAGCAUUUUGAAGUUUUUACAAGAUAGCUGCAGUACAAUAAUAUUAUCUACCACUACAUUGAUAAAAAAUGAUUUUAACAAUGUACAGACAGCAAAAAAUACAA